Messenger RNA from Vespula vulgaris, 4731 nucleotides. RefSeq lists its product as uncharacterized. Lineage: Eukaryota; Metazoa; Arthropoda; Insecta; Hymenoptera; Vespidae. The transcript has 4 exons. Bases 143 to 4189 code for a protein of 1348 amino acids. The record is from RefSeq and is a predicted model, not a curated record.
UUCCUUGCUGACGAGAAUUGAAUGUGAGUUUUGUAUAAAUUUUUGUCUGACAAAUUUUGUAGUAUUCUUCGAAAUAUGAUCCUAUUAAUUUAUAAAGUGUAAUUUAUCUUACGCGAACGAAGAAAUUCUGAAGAAGUAGGAAAUGGCACAGAUAUCGAAUUCAAACGUGUUUACAAACGAUGCUACCUCUUCGACUAGUACAUCCGAUCUUUUACAACAAGCAUUCCAACAAGUUGUUGAUGAUGAUGAUAAUGAAAGUGAUUUCGUUGCGUUUUUACAAAACGAUGAAAAUGAUUCUCAAACGAUUCAUCUUACUUCAGAGCAGGCAGCUGCAUUAGGUUUAACUUUUGAGAUAAACUCUAACGAAGAGGUUAUAUAUCAACAAAAUCAAGAUAGCGUUAUUCCAAAUACAACAAAAAUUACGUCAAAUGAUAAUUGUAAAACAGAAGAUGUAAGCUCAGUAUCUCCGCAAGAUACUUUUACAGAUGAAGAUUUCAAUUUUGAAACGGCUCAAGUUCAAAAUGAUGACGGUAUUAAUGAUAUAGUAAAGUCCGAGUGUAUGGACUAUUCAGAAUGGCAAAUGCAGGAAGAUUCUCCUAAUGAAAAAUUGCAGAAUGAAACUGUUGCAAAUAGUUUGACUUUAGGAAAUAUAUGCCUACCAAAUCAAACUAUUAAUUCCCAGUCACAAACAUUGGAAGUAAAAAACAAUCCUAUUCAGAUUAAUUCCAAUACACAGAGAAUAGUUUUAGAGCAACCAAAGGUACAUGCAAUAAUGACAGAUAUUAGACACAUUAAAACUGAAGAUAAUUCGCACUAUAUGGUAGAAGAUAACUUAGCACAAAAUCAACCGAUGAACAAUGUAUCUAGUUCUCAAGCACAAAUCUUACAGAAGUUACCAAUACUUUUGCCAUCUUCGCAAUUCAUUAUAAAACCUGCGCAAACCAUAUUAAAGCCAGCAAAAAAUGUUAAAUUAAUACAAAAUAUUAAUAAACUUGCAAAUACCAAUUUAAAUUCCAUCAAUGGAAUGCAAUCGAUCAACAUGAAUUCAAAUUCUAAUUCUGUGUUACUUUCAAAAGCAACGGUGAUCAAUACAUUAUCACCGCAGAUAAUAAAAGCAACUCCUAUUACAGCUCAACUUUUGAACACAAAUAAUGUAUCAGCACAGCUAUUAAAUACAUCUCAUAUUAUAACAGGAAGCUGUGAAAUUGGAAAUCAUACAAAUGCUCCUCAGAUCACCAAUACUGUUGUAAAUAGUACACCUGUAUUACCACAAAAUAUAACCACUUCACAAAUACGAAUAUCACCUGCGAUAAAAACUACACAAUCAUCGUUACAAAAAGGUAAUAUAUCUCAGCUUUUAACGCCUAUGUUAAAGAAUGCUACUACUAUAACUAAAACAGUGCCGAAAACUGCACAACUUAUUAAUAACACAAAUAUAAGUCCAGCGAUAUCUACGGAACUUAAACCAGUUCAAGUUCCUACACAAAUAAUUAAGGCAUCAUCUUCCGUGAUGGGGAAAAAGAAUUUAGUAACGCCAGUGACCAAAAUUAUAACACAGACAAAUUCUCCAGUUAUUUUUAGAACUGCAUCGAUUGUUAAAACACAAGAUUCCAAAACAACAAUGACUAAUUCAACUUCUAUAUUAAAACCAACACAAUCCUCAUCAACACCUAUAUCUAUUUUGAAACCGCAAACUAAAGUAGCUUUUCAUAAUUAUACUAAACAAAAUCAAACUGUUACAUUAAAUACUAAUAACUUGACUACCAACAUACCGAAUUUGUCACAAACGACACCAGUUAUACAACAGAAUGGUUCAUCGGACAAAACAAAAUCUUUCCAAAAUGGUAUUUUUAAACAAAAGAUUAAUUCAUCCAUGAAUGGAGCAUGUCUUAAGAUUAAUAAAAAAUCUAAAGGGAUACCUACAAGAUCUACAACAAUUGUAUCAGAAGCAGCAGACACAUCUAAACCAUUGGGAUCUAGUGAAAAUCCUAUACAAAUAGUACAACAAGGUCAUCAUUUUCACAGCAUACAACGGCUUUCACCAACUCAGUUGAAACAAAUCGCUCAUGUAUUGCAACAACGCAGCCAAGAAACGAGUAUAUCUAAUGAGAGAAUCGUGUAUAGGGUAGUAUUUCCAGAAGAAUUAGAUUUAAGAUUGAAAAAUCCUGGAACCUUGAUAAAAAAUCGUGGUGGUAAACGAGGACGACCAAAAAAGAAUACUAUUAGGCCUUCUCUGAUCCCAUCAAAAACAACAGUGGUUCCUGAGGAAGAACAAGUAGAAUUGAAGGAUGACAGAAAAAAAGUUAUAGCCAGAACACGUUCUGGUAGACUUUCAAGACCACCAAGACAUAUGGUUCGAGAUUACAAACAUUUACACCAUUCAGACUUUUUACAACCUGACUUGGAUGAUUCGGAUGGCGGUUAUAGUGACUAUAAUACAAACAAUGACAAAAUUGAAGAUGAGGAGUCACCUAAAGAACUUUUAACAGGAUUAGAAGUACCAAAGAGAAAAAUAUCAGAUCAUUUCAGAUGUCCUACAUGUAGCAAAAUAUAUUUGGGAAGGACACGUAUGGCAAGGCAUUUUGAAAUGCAUCCUGAUCACGGUAGUCCGGAACAAUUGCCACCCCCUACACCCGAUCCUGAACUUAAACAAAAUGGCAAUCAAGAUCCCUUAAAACGUAAAGGGAAAAAAAGGGGGCCAUGGGCUUAUGUUACACCUGAAGCUAAAUCAGAACGGCGUAAAGUUAAGCUAAAAGAAGCAAUUUCAGUAUGUGAAGAUAUUGAAAUAAUAAAAAUAGCCGCAAAGCCGGUACUUAAUGCACAAUCUCUAUAUGAUUUACUAGUUUUAAAAUCUGAGAACAAUGUUAGAAAUUUUUUACAAGAGGUAAAACAAUUGAUGGAUAAGAUAAGAGAGAAGGUUGGUGAAAUGUUAUCUUUAGCAGAUACUGAUAAAGGAUCGGAUAAAGACUUAGUAGAUAUUAACGAAGAAUUACUGUGUGAUGCCUUGGGCGUUAAUCCUGGAUUAUAUAAAAUCAAUAACGACGCACUAAAGAGUUAUGACGAAGAGACUUCGAACAUUUACAUAAAUGAGGAACCACCAGUAAAACUACGAAAAACAGCCAAUUCUGAAGAAUCUAAAGAAAAUAACGAAGAAAGGAUGUCUAGUGGAUUUUCAGAGAGUUCAGAUCUUAGUAUAUCAGAUUUUCUGAGUGAAAGAAGAACUGAUGCGGCAUCAAAUCCUACGUGCCCGGAAGUAUUGUCGGCCUUAACGUUAAUGAGAAGAAAUCCUAGUAAUAUCAAUAACGUCGAUAAUAAUAAGGCUACUAAUGUUUCUAAACUUUUAAUUUCAAGUCCUGAAAUACAAAAUCAAAUUUCGGAGAAUCCAGGGUUCCAAAAAAUCGAUAUUAAUACAACCAAAGUUUCAAAAUUCCAAACUUCAGAAUCUCAUAAAGAAAGUUUUACCAAGUUAACCGAUAAUUUAGGACCGUCCAGUGAUCCUGAAAUUUUUGGCAAAGUAGAAAGUAAUUACGAUGAAUCGAAAUUGGAACAUAUAGAUGAAGCCUUUAUAAAAUUAGGACCAGUAGAGCAAGGUUUGGUGAAGCUAGAAAAUGGUACUUUGGGAUCAUUUGAAAAGCAAAGCAUUCAAAGUGACUUGAAUAAUAUAGAAGAUGGGUCUCAGACCUUUGCUAAAGGAUUUCAAAAAUUAGUUUCUAAGAUAGUACCUAUGAGUACGUCAAAUUUAAAUUGCAGUAAAGUGCAAAGUUCUACGUUAGAUGCAAAUUCAUGUAAAAUAUUACCUGCAGCUUCAAUUUGUAAAGCUUCAGACAGUAUAUCCGUGUUACAAGAUGCAGUACCAAUUAUUUCUAAUAAUUGUGAUACUAAUAUAUUUGAUAGUACAGAAAAUUUGGAUAUGUCAAAAGUAGCUCAAUAUGAUCAUAUAACGCAUUUAGAUAUUUUGAAUAGUAGUAGUGUAAUAGACAAAAAUCUUUUAAUUGACGAAAAAUUAGUUGAACAAUUACACUUAGUAGAUCAAACAAACUUGGUCGACGAAUUAGUAUCGGAACGAUUAAAAAAUAUUAUGCCUGAUAAUAUCUUAGAAGGUAAUAUCAUACCAAAUAAUACAAAUUUAGAUACAGAUCUUGAUUUUGAAGCAUUGAGCGAAGAAUUUAAUAGAAAUGCUAGAAGUUGAUUUUUAGAUCAUCGCGUGACUGAUGGUAUUAUACUAAUUAAAGUUAUUUGUACAGUGUAUAGUAAUAUUAGACAUACAGUACAAUUAUUUGAAUAUGAAACGGAUGUAUUUUUGACGAUUGCUACAUGUUUCUUUUCUAUAAACUUUAUGUAUGAAUUUGCAUUAGUUCAAAAUAGAACAUAACACUUUUUUAGAUAAUUCGUACCUUUCUUUUGCUAUAAGCAAUUGUAAAAAUGUACAAUAUCAUUCAGUUUAAUGUGUAUGUAAAUAUAAUUCAUAGAUAUACAUAGUUAUAAAAAAAAUAUUUUCCUGUACAUUAAAAAAAUACAUCCUGAAGUUAUCUUUUGGAUUAUAAAAUGUACACAAAAUGUUGCUAUUAGACAAAAGUUUUAAAAUUUAUGACUGUCUAAUAGUUUUGAAUUUUGUCAAUAAUAAUUCAACUACUUUUUAGCAAUAUUAGUGUACAAAAAUUUCUUCAACAAAAAAAAAAAAAACAGGAGAAUAAAUUGAUUAAAAUGAACAUUUCAGUUUCAUGCAAGCAA